CCGCCUCCACAGAACUCAGGCCCCGCCCCUUAAAGCUUCGCCCGAAAGCCCCGCCCCAAGAGCCCGUCCUGGUCCAGGCCCCGCCCCGCCCCGAGCGCAGCCGGCGGCGGAUGGAGCAGGAGGCGCGGGUGCUGAGAGCUGCGGGCGGCUUCGGCCGGGCCCGGCGCCUGCUGGCCGCCGCCUCGUGGGUACCCUGCAUAGUGCUGGGGCUGGCGCUGAGCUCCGAGGCGCUGCUCACCGCGCAGCCCGCUCACCACUGCGGACCGGACCCCACGCUGUUGCCCCCAGCGCUGCGCGCCCUGCGCGGAUCCGCGCUGCUGGACGCAGCCAUCCCGCGCCUGGGGCCCACGCGUGCCCCGAGCCCCUGCCUGCUCCUGCGCUACCCUGAUCCCUCGCCCCACACCCGCCUCGGCCCGCGCCCCGCGCCCGCGCCCGCGCCCAACGGCACCCGGCCCUGCACACGCGGCUGGCUCUACGCGCUGCCCAGCGCCGGCCUCCUGCAAAGACCGGUCAGCCAGGUGCGCCCCCGUCCCUGCUGCCCCGCAGCCCUCCCCGCCCCCAGCCCGCCGAGGCCCUGGGUGUCCUUUCUCCAUCCUACCUUGCGCCUCUGACCCGGGCCCCCCGGCCGUCCUCCUGGGCUUCCUGCUCCGGGGCGGCUGCCGGCCCGACGGUGCCGCAGACGGGCGCGAACCGGCCAGGCCCGCGGAGAGGCUGCUCCCAGGGGCCGGGCGGGGGCUAAAUCUGGGCCUGGGGGCUGCCAGGCGCGGGGCGGCCUGGGGCGCAGGAAGAUUGGAGCUGAAGGCGAGGGCGGCCCGCGCCGGUGGGGGAGCAGGGCCUGGAAUUUGCUUCGUGACCACCAGCGUCUUGAGCAGACGGUGGCUUUGGGCUGGAGGGACUGACGUGGUCAGCACAGAUUGGGGAAGGUGGGCUUCCCAUCCGUGAGGCGCGCAGAGGCUGGGCUAGAGACCACAUUGCCUGAAGGGAAACCUUGACGGUCUGCGUGAGAAGAGAUGGGGAGGCGGGCGGCAGGUACCCCCAGGCCUUUUUCAUCCUUUUCCACGCUGGGGCUGAGACCUGCCCACCCCUGAGGCAGCCUUUACCCCGCGGCCCCCGCCCCCCACCCUGGGAGGAUUGGCCCCAGUGUGGAAACUGGGACGGGGUUGCCACAUCUUCGCAAGGGCUGCCUGGGGCCCUGGAACCCGCCGGGCUUCUCUCUCCACCCUGCUCCCUCCCACCUCCCACCUGCCCUCCUGUUUGGUGCCUGGAUCCAGGAAUGCCCCAUCAGCUUUCACAAAACAUCAGGUUUGAAAGUAAAAUCUCGGGCAUAGCAUGGCCCCCUAGCAGUGGAUUAAGCUUGGCAAGAAGACCCAGGAACUGGAAGGGGUGGGGGGAGGCGCAGAGCUGAGGUCAAGGGUCAAGGGCCUCACCGGGAAAUGCCGCUGAGAACAGCUCUCCAGCCGCUGCCCGAGUCCCUCUUGAAAUGGGCAGGGCAGGGAGAGCGUGGGUACCAGCGCAGGUGCUGGGGCUCAUUUCUUAGGCCUGUGUCAUGGCUAUGACCCUUGGCCGGCUGGGGUGGGGGGCUGUGUCUGUGACGCCACCAAGGCCGUGGGUGUCCCUGGGGUCCCUCGGAAUAGGAGGUGGAAACAGGUCGGACAAGAGCUGGCCAUGGGGGAAGAGCAGUGGUGUGCGGAGGUGGGGGAGGCCCUAUCUAGGGACAAGUAGGAAACUUAGGGUAGGCAGAUCCCCCCCGACCCCUGUGCAGGGGCUGCCAGAGACCAGAGAGGCUGCUGUGUGACCUGGACCAAGCCCCUUGCCCUCUCAUGCCUCAGUUUCCCCUUCUCUCCACGGAGGGAUUGAGCAGGACAUGGAGGGCCCCUUCCAGUAGCCAUUCUGGGACUCCUUGCACCUGUCCCCAGGGGAGGGUCCUGAGCUGGCCUCCACGUGGCUGCUGUUCCCCAUAGUG
Molecule: messenger RNA, 1963 nt
Organism: Nomascus leucogenys (northern white-cheeked gibbon)
Lineage: Eukaryota; Metazoa; Chordata; Mammalia; Primates; Hylobatidae
Product: putative solute carrier family 22 member 31
Exons: 1
Coding region: 111-611 (166 amino acids)
Source: RefSeq, a predicted model, not a curated record